Molecule: messenger RNA, 1125 nt
Organism: Aspergillus versicolor CBS 583.65
Lineage: Eukaryota; Fungi; Ascomycota; Eurotiomycetes; Eurotiales; Aspergillaceae
Product: cupin domain-containing protein
Exons: 2
Coding region: 52-1098 (348 amino acids)
Source: RefSeq, a predicted model, not a curated record
GUUGAUUGCUUAAGGUAAGUUAAUCUUUAGCAAAGGGGGCAGUUUGCAAGCAUGGCCACCCUCCAAGCAUCCACCACCCCCCCAGAGGAGGCCGGCAAGGCAUACGCAUUGGAGUCUUUAUGCGGCGAAAUAUACUACAUUCCGUUGUCCAGGUCCGCAAUGCGUCUGCUUGUCACAGGCAAAGUCAGCGACGGCGCAAUCGCUCUUGUCAGCACCGGUGGUUCUGGCGGAGACCCCAUUGGCUUCCACUACCACCGUGAAGCACACGAUGUGUUCCUGUGUCUCAAGGGCCAUGUCAAUAUAUGGGCUAACGAUCAGGCACGCACAAUGGGACCUGGUGAUUUCGCCAGUGUUCCUCCGGGCGUCAUCCACCAAUACCAGAUCCUCGGCGACCGGUCAGAGUUUAUCGGACUCAUCGUCCCAGGCGGCUGGGAAGAGUUCUUCCGGUUUCUGGGCGAGCCGUACGCAGGCGCGAUGUGGCCAGACACGGACGACCGCAAUCCAUUGGAAGUCCUUCUCCCGCGGCUGAAGGAAGCCGCCGAGCGCUUUGAUAUGGUCCCUCAGCCGCACGUCCAGCCAUUCGCGCCGCAGCCCUGGACAGAUGGAAGGGAUAACGUGCUGCCGGGGGGUCUCCAGCCCUAUUUCCUGCGGGCUGGCACCGAGCCAGCCUACCGUCUCGGUGGGUCAGUGAUGCGCACCCUUGCGACGACGAAGGAAUCCGGUGGAAAGUUCGCCAUAGGGAGCCUCGAGGGAUCUUCGUUUCACAAAAAUGGGGUCCUAGCGGCUGGAUUGGUGUUUCCUUGCGUCCACCACGCGUUCCAUAUCAUCGAAGGGACGUUUGAGUUCCGAGUUGAUGGCGCGGUGGUGAAGCUCACAUCGGCUGAGACGCUGUAUGUGCCGCAGGGGAGCAGACUUGAGCUCCACUACCGGAGUCGGCAUGCGAAAUCAUAUGUCUUUGUGAGUGGAGGAGGGCUGGUGGAGUUGUUCAUUAGGGCAGGAGAUGACUACAAGUUGCCCAUCAUUCCGGAAGUGGAGGGAGCCGUUGACUUGCCACGGGUCCAGAGGAUUACCAAGGAGAUGGGGAUCUUACUUGGAUAAAGAGGUGAAUAGAGGACCAGAACUGCC